ACGAGCGCCGCAGCAGCAAAAGGAGCGCGUCGUCGCAGGGAGCGGAGCGGCACAUCGCUACGUUAGCUAAAAAAAAAAACACAACAUGCCUCGUGUUUACAUUGGGCGUUUGAGCUAUCAUGUCCGCGAAAAAGACAUUCAACGCUUUUUUAGCGGAUAUGGAAAACUAAUGGAGAUCGACUUGAAAAAUGGGUAUGGCUUUGUGGAGUUUGAGGAUAACCGGGAUGCCGACGAUGCCGUUUAUGAGCUCAAUGGGAAGGAGCUGUGUGGGGAGCGAGUGAUUGUGGAGCACGCCCGGGGGCCACGACGAGACCGAGAUGGCUACGGUGGGGGUUACGGGGGUGGUGGGCGCAGUAGUGGCUACAGCAGCCGGAGCCGCACUGGCAGGGAUAAGUACGGGCCUCCUGUCCGUACGGAGUACCGACUCGUCGUCGAGAACUUGUCCAGUCGCUGCAGCUGGCAGGACUUGAAGGACUUCAUGCGCCAGGCGGGAGAGGUCACCUAUGCGGACGCCCACAAGGAACGUACCAAUGAGGGAGUGAUUGAGUUCCGGACCCACUCGGACAUGAAGAGGGCCCUCGACAAGCUGGACGGUACAGACAUCAAUGGGAGAAAGAUUCGUCUGGUGGAGGACCGGCCUCGCCGACGAAGAUCCUACUCUGGCAGCCGCUCCAGGUCACGGAGCCGCCGCCGUUCCCGCAGCAGGAGCCGUAGGAGCCACAGGAGCAGGAGCUCCAGAAGCCGCUCCAGAUCCCACUCCAGGUCUCGUUCCCGAAGCAACAAGAGAGGCAACCGUUCCCGUUCCAGAUCAGGAAGGAAGUCUCGCUCCAAGUCUAGAGGAAGCAAAUCUCGUUCUCGCAACCGCAGAUCUCGUUCUCGAUCCAACACCCGCAAAUCUCGUUCUCGAUCACGCAAAUCCAGGUCCCAUUCUGCUGAGCGGAAAUCCAAGUCCCGCUCCAAGAGCCGCUCCAAGGUGAAGUCAGAACGGGAUUCCCGCAGCCGUUCCAAGGAGAAGUCAGGCGAGAAGAAGUCCCGCAGCCGCUCAGCUUCCCCGGUGGAGAACGGGAAGGAGGACCGCGCCGCCAAAUCCGCCUCCCGCUCCCCGUCACCGCAGGGCGAGGAUCGCCGAUCCAAAUAGGAGAAGCGCUCAGCCUCCCGCUCACGGUCUCGCUCUCGGUCUAGAUCAGCCUCUCAGGAUUAGAGGAGCUGAGGAAGGGAGGCGCUCCUCGUGAUGUUUUGCUUGACCCCCUAUGCUGUACAUAACGGGCAGUGUUGUCGUAAUACCGGCUUAUGCUUCUCGAAUCGUCCACUUUUCUCCUCCAAGUGUGCACUAGUCUCCUACGUGUCAGAGACGGAAACCCCCAGCAGUGUUAGGCAGAGCUGCGUGCCAGCAGACGAGUUUCAGUUUGAAGCGGCUCGUUAGCGUCUCAGAGACAUUGACGAGCCCGUCCUCAGAAACAGAUCCACCCUUCAGAGGACUCGUGAUGUACUUAACGUUCUUUCAGUUAAUUUUUUUACCAGAUCUGUAUAAUCUUGAGGAAAAACAUUGUGGGAUAAUGCUGUGGCUUGACUGUCACUGUGAGGGCCUGCAGUCUAAGACAUUUUCCAGUCAUUUUGUACAACUUUAUUUUUUUCCUACUGAAGAAGUGCAUGGUUGUGGGACAAAAGUAGAGCGUUUGGCUGCAGCAUGGGAACGGGUCCCCCUCUGAUUUGUCAGUUACUGCAGUCCCGAUAGAUGCAUUUUCAUUGGUUCAGUCAAUCUUAGUACUCUAAUGGCACUCUGAAAUGCGUUAACUAGGAUACAAGAGCAUAUAUAGAACUGCAUACUGCAAUACACGAGGAGGGUGAGAUUUUCAUGUUUGAAUGUCUGUCAGACACAUUAUCAUUAUUGAUCCCUUUUUUUAAAAAAAAAAUCUUGUACAUAGAGCUUGUGUGAGCAUUGAAUACCUGUUUUCUCGCUUAUUUUUUGCAGCUCAUGUUCUCAUCGUUUGAGCAGAAGAUCUGUGAAAUGGGAUAUUUUUUUUUAAAUAAUUGCUUUGUUUUUGAUUAUACAUUUUGAAUAGAAAUUUAAUUCAUUUUGCAUCGGAGCUUGCCGCUGUCCUCGCGCCCCUUUUUCCUCAUUUCAUGUUCUGAUUGCAUCCUUGAUUAAGCUGUUUUUUUGUUUGUGUUUUUUUUUUUUUUUUUUUUUUUUUUCAGUUUGAGUGUCUUUGUUCAUUCUCAUCCAUCCUUUCCACUGUGUCAUUUGAGUUCAAGGGAUUUGUCAAGCCCCUGUUUUGUUUUGGUUGUGCAGGUAAUAAUAAUAAUGAAAAAAAAAAAAAAAAAGCAGUUGCAUUAGUACUGGGAAGGUACACGCGUUCCUGCCUUUUGGGGUUGUAAAAUACUUUUCAGCAUCUGAUCUGUUGAAUGCAUCCCGUCUCCAGACAGAUUCUGGUUAAUUGUCCAUACAAAUGAGAUAAUUACUUUGAUUAAAAUACAACAUGUUCUUUUUAUUGUACGUUUAAUAAAGGUUCUUAAUGAAAA
Messenger RNA from Myripristis murdjan (pinecone soldierfish), 2520 nucleotides. It is a transcript of the gene srsf6a, whose product is annotated as serine and arginine rich splicing factor 6a. Gene Ontology annotation, cellular component: cytoplasm; nucleus. The record is from RefSeq and is a predicted model, not a curated record. NCBI's taxonomy places the organism in Eukaryota, Metazoa, Chordata, Actinopteri, Holocentriformes, Holocentridae. Gene Ontology annotation, molecular function: mRNA binding.